This is a messenger RNA of Betta splendens (Siamese fighting fish), 5619 nucleotides long. RefSeq names its product leucine-rich repeat LGI family member 2-like. Gene Ontology annotation, biological process: inhibitory synapse assembly. The record is from RefSeq and is a predicted model, not a curated record. The transcript has 9 exons. Lineage: Eukaryota; Metazoa; Chordata; Actinopteri; Anabantiformes; Osphronemidae. Gene Ontology annotation, molecular function: protein binding. Bases 3337 to 4971 code for a protein of 544 amino acids.
UCACCGUUUUCGCGCUGUCUGGUUUCGUGUCGAGAUCCACGUAAUUGGACUCGUCGCCUUUUCUCUCGGUGCCGUGGACCUUGCCUUCCUUAUCCGUGUCCAGUGGGAGCAGCUUCCUGUGAAGUCCGGUGUCAUCUCGGAAAUAUUCAGCAGCAUCUGAUGCCAGUCCGCCGAAAGUUCAUGUGCAGCUGCAGCUCGGGCUCAGGGCUUCGCACAGAAGUAAAUGGAGGAGCGGGCGUUUGAUAAGGAGCGACUCCGGGUCGGACCGCCUUACAUAAUGAUGAUGCAGUCAUUGGAGCUCUGUCUAAGUGUUGAAGACUCAAGUGUUGUCUCUGGAUAGGGCCCCAGACUGCUGGUAUGCAGCGGGGAGGGCUGCGCCAACAGUUGCUCCAUGUGGAGGGCACAUUGACAGCAAUAUCAAGGACAGAUGCCACCAGUAUAAAGCAUUUGUCACCCUCAAAUCCAAUAUUUACCCUCGGCCACAGCAGUAAUAAACAACUGCACUUUUUAGGAGGCAUAUUUUUAUUUAUACUAGUACCCCAGAUCACUCUGACAGUUCAUGAAGCAAUACUUAAACCUAAAAUAAAACAUGUUUAAAACGGAUCAGUGGUUUCUGACCUUUUGCUUUGCUCAGCCUAUAAAUACACUGUAUAAAGUCAUUAUAAUUUAAAUAUUGUAUUAGGUCUGACAUAUAUUGGCAACAGAGUGAAAUUAGUGUGUAGCAGAGCUGAAAUAGAGCUGAAGGGACCUAAACAGACGAAGCUUCAUGCUUUCUGAAGACAACACCAAGCUGAUUAAAUCCUUCAGUUCUAUAAUAAUUCACACAGAUACAUCUUCCUUUGGUAGCAGAUAUUAUAGAUUAUUUGAUUAAACAUUCAAUUCAGGUUUUAAUCUUUUCUUUCUGUUCCAAACUAAGGACACAGGCUGAAAGUGACCUUCACAAAGCUGAUUUGGACACAUUAAAUGGAGGGACGCUGCUCAUCGAAGCGCCCUGAGAUCAGUUUCUUACAGCAGCUGUUAAAUUGUGAGGACUAUUAAUCAGCAGCGGUUCCCUUCUCGGCCGCCACUCUCACCCUCACACAUCAUAACGCCGAUGCACAACAGUCCCUGCUUGAGACACAGCAUGUACCUGCCCCCAAAAUAGGCCAGAGUGAAGCAGUAUCAAGAGUAACACAACAAAUCUGCCAGCGGUAAGUGUUGAGUUUGCAGUGACAGAGCUCCAGAGGGAACAAGUGCUGAUAUGGGUCUGAAUGAGCUGCUCCCACGUUGAUCGGAGCUGCUCACAUAGAGUCCAUCUUAUUAUUUACCACUACAUUCUGUGGUACUUACUCUCCACCGGAAUAUUUAGGCUUUAGAGGUUGUUUUUAUUCAUUUCCAUAGAGGGAUUAGAUUAUAAAAUUAAACCUGUACAUAGAAACAGAAAAAGGCAGUAACGAUUCAUGAACAGCACAUUAGGAGUGAGAUCAUUUCAUAUCCCGUAUCCGUUUUGUGCAGCUUCCGAGCAGGAACUGGAGGAGUUGGAGAGGCCGAACGCCUGCUGUGAAGCAGUCACCAGCAGACAGACCCCACGCUGCUCCUCGGUACCCCCCACCACCCAGAGAGUUUCAUGACUCGAGGGGUCAAGGGUCAUUUUGGGAUAUGAAAAUGUCAUAUAGGACUUGGUUUAUUGUAUUUAAGAGAUCAGACUGUUGCCAUAAUGUUUAAUGUUCUGACCCCCUGACCUUUAGGCAAAUUUUAGCGUUUAUAAAUGAUGGUGAAAGCAUCUCAAAGGUUAUGUUUAAAGUGGAAAGUAGAGAGUUUACACCUGGUCUCUUUAAUUAAGAUUUUUAAGAUUAAGAUUUAAGAUUUUUCAAAACAUGAAACGUGACCAAAUUAUAUUGCAAUAACUGUGUCAGAGGUUACCGCAUCAAACCCAUCACACUUUGGUGGUUGUCUAGAAAGAAACAGCGAGUAGCUGUCGGCUGUGGCCUCAUCUGGUUUCAGUUUGCACGUGUCCUGAGUGUUUCAGGGAUACACUAGCCUAAAAACAGCAAUGCUAGAUGCAGAGCUGUCAUGAAUUAUGCCAGCAAUGGCAGACACGUACGGUUGCUCCCUUCUGGCAAUGGCUAUUUGGUUUCACUCGUGCUCAAAGACUACUGGUCCUCCAGCAAAGGUCAGCACCUUGUUAGGGCCUGCUGCCACGUCUACCAGCCCCAUUGUCUCCUUCUUUCUAUGAAUAAUGACGCUAAGCUUCCUUUGAAAGAGAAUAAAUGUGGCCAUUUCAUCUCAAAGUAAAUUUGCAGAAUAAACAAUUCAAGAAAUAACGUGUAAUGGGCAUAAACAACAUCCUUAUGACGUCAAUCCGACUAUUAUAUAUUACUUUAGACCUUCUGUCCUAUUGUGAAUGUUUUCAUUCAUCUUCUGCAUGUUACUGCUCAGUUCGUAUCUCCACAUUUACAUUUUCCCGAAUUUAAAAUUUGCCACAAAGUCUAUUAAAAAAAUUAAAAAGAAACACACAUGAGUCAGUUCAUAGUGAUUUGGAUCAAAUUAAACUAGUUUUUAUAUACUGAUGUUAAUAUGCUAACUUUAUAUGGACUUGCACUGUGUAUCCAGUAGAUCUACCACAGUAUAGAAGUAUGUUGUUGGUCAUACUGCUUCCUAUGUUUAGAAAACUUUACAUUUUAACCAAAAAAAGGCCCAGUUGUCUAAUUUAAGCACAAAUGCAGCAGAGCAUAAAAAUGUUUUUGGAAAAGCCUUGAAAACUGUUUAGAAUAUCUUCAAAACUCAGUUUGCAGAAAGUCGUCAGAUUAUGUGCAGCCGCCAUCUAGUGGUGGAGCACUGUAAGAACACGUGUGGUGUUUAAUUACAUGAAAGGAGCUGCACAUCGGAUUAGAUCAGAACAGGUGCGUGUUGACCUGCCUGCUGAAAACAACCUGUAGCGUGUCUAUGUGACAUGCUACGUGACUUUCUCUGCUGAUACAAUGAAAAUGCUCCACUGUGUAAAACACUGCGCCGUUCGCAUUUCUGUCAAAACAGUUUCAGUGCGGGACUCAUGCAAUAAUUACGGUAACAAUGUUGCGAUCGCUGAAAAAUUGCUCAAACUCUGUACAGCGGAAACGCUCUCCAUGGUGCUGAACUUGUGUUUUGGCACUUUAGCCUUUAUUUGAAACAAGUGUUCACGUGUUUUCACCCCCUCCGUAGAAACGGAGAGCCGAUCGAUCCCUUUUCUUCCCUUCCGGGACGCAGCUGCGGCGGUAUCAGUCUGUGUCAGGGGGCUCCUCGCCACUGCUGCAUUUUGAUGUCGCCCGGGCGGAAUAAACAAACAAACCCCGGUCUUCUCCACUGUUAUUGAGCAGCAUGGCCUCCACCAAGCUGCGGCUGCUCGGCUGCUUCGCGCUCCUCUUCAUUUGUGAGGGAGCGAAAUCCAAAAGACAUUUCAAAUGUCCUUCAGGAUGCUCCUGCUCCAAGGAGACGAUCGUCUGCGUGGGUACUUCCCACGUACCGCGAACUAUACCGAACGAGAUCAACUCGCUGAGCGUGGUGAAUGGAUCAAUUGCUGAAAUUACAGAGGGAAUGUUUUCACUCAUGCCUCAUCUUCAGCUGUUGCUUCUAAAUUCAAAUUCUCUGGCCACAAUCAAAGAUGACGCUUUCUCUGGCCUUCCACACUUGGAGUAUUUGUUUAUUGAACGAAACAAGAUCGAAACAAUCACAAAGAAUGCUUUUCGGGGUCUGCGAGAUUUGACUCAUCUCUCCCUGGCCAACAACCAGCUGAGGUUUCUGCCAAGAGAUCUCUUCUUUGACUUGGACUCGCUGCUGGAACUGGACCUCCGAGGCAACUCCUUCCAGUGCAGCUGUGAAAACAAGUGGCUGAUGUCGUGGCUGAAGAACACCAACGCCACGGCGGCCGACGUCUUCUGCGCUGGGCCGAGCGAGCUGAAGGGCAGGCGUCUCAGCGACGUUCCCAUUCCCCCGGGCGAGUGCAUGUCCACAGACUUCGUGCGUCAUCAGUCCAUCCCUGUUCAGUCCAUGUCAGCGGACAUUUUCUCCUUCAACGAGGACAUCUACGUGGCCAUGGCUGCGCCCAACUCCAACAGCUGCGUGGUCAUGGAGUGGGAUCACAUCGAGAUGCACUUCAGGAAGUUUGAUGAUAUAACAGGGAAGUCCGUCGCUGGGUGCAGGUCGGUCCUCAUCGACAGCCACGUCCUGAUAGUUGUCACUCAGCUCUUCGGCGGCUCGCACCUUUACAAGUUCGACGCGCAGCAAAACAAGUUCGCCAAAUUUCAAACCAUUGAGGUUUUCAACAUCUCGAAGCCGAACGACAUCGAGGUGUUCCAAAUAGACCAGGUUUGGUACUUUGUGAUAGUGGACAGCUCUAAGGCGGGACUGUCCACUCUGUACAAGUGGGUCAACCAACCGGACCGCAACCAAACCGGGUUCUACUCCCACCAGUUCCUCCACGAGUGGUUCCGCGACACGGACGCUGAGUUCGUGGAAGCGGACGGGAAGUUCUACCUCAUCCUGACCAGUCGCUCCCAGUUGCCCGCCAUCUACAUGUGGAACAAAGGCGCUCAGAAGUUCGCGUUUCACGGCGAAAUCCCAAACGUGGAGGACGUGGUGGCGGUGAAAGCUUUCCGCCUGGGGCCCGACUGGUUCCUGGCCCUGACGUGCUACAUCGGCGACUCCAAAGUGCUCAAGUGGACCAACAAGCAGUUCUCGGAGGUGCAGCCCCUGCCCUCCCGGGGGGCCAUGGUCCUCCAGCCCUUCAGCAUCGCCGGCAGACACUACCUGGCCCUCGGCAGCGACUACUCCUUCACGCAGAUCUACCUCUGGGACGCCGACGCCAAAGCCUUUCACAAGUUCAAGGACGUUUACGUGCAGUCGCCCCGGUCGUUCGCAGUCAUGACGACCGACCGGAGGAAUUUCAUCUUCUCCUCCAGCUUCAAGGGCAGGUCGAUGGUUUUUGAGCAUGUUAUAGUGGAUUUGAGCUUAUAAUGGCCGGCAUUAAUUAUAAAUCAGCCAGGUACGAGGUAGUAGUGGGAUCAAUACUGCGUGUGAGGACUCUCAAGUGCUGCUUCUUUAUGCAACUGUCUGUAGGUUGUAUGCAUUUUAAAAACCUAUUACAGAGAUAAAACUAAUCUAAACCGAAGGCUGACGAACAGAAACGUGAUGACCUUUUAGCAUGAAGGUCAUCUUAGUGAGGCGCUACAGUAGCUCCCAUUGUGACGCAGUGACGGAUCCGGUGUCAAGUCCAGGGUGCAAAGAUUUGCCGUGUGCUCUGAAUGUGCGUGACACACGGGUUUUCUUUUUCAAACAUGUAACUAAAUCUUAUGAGCUUGGGUCUCGCUGCACAUUUGUAACAAGCUCCUGAUUGGCAGCUAACUAUGGUUUACUUCUGAUUUCUAUGCAAGAUGUUUAACACUGACCCACAGUCACACUGCUGCUUUUUUUUUACUAGUUUUAAUAUUUUCUGUGUAAUGGUGUGAUGUUUAAUGGUGUGAUGAUGGAGCUCGUGGCCAAAGUCAUAAAUGCUAGCAGGGUCAAAUAUGUUAUGCACCAAGAGGCUUAUUAUAACUUCAUCUACAACUUUAGGUCCUAUGUAAGAAUGAGUUUUGGAAAUGCAUUAAAGAACAUUAACUCUGA